GUCGUGGGCGUAGCGGCUCCUUGUAAUGGCGACCGUGCCGUAGAUGUGCCUAGGUUUGUGAAAAUGAAGCGAAGAAGAAGUUAUUUCUUUUAAGUAAAACGCCGAGGUUCCCCGGAGGAGGACUUUGCGUCUACAACCAUCAUCUUUACAAGUGGUAAACUUAGCUGUACUUUUGAACUUUUGUGCGCUUUUGAAAUGAUGAAGCUCAAGUCAAACCAAACCCGGACGUACGACGGGGAUGGCUACAAGAAGCGGGCCGCCUGUCUGUGCUUCAGGAGCGAAACCGAGGAAGAGGUGCUGUUGGUGAGCAGUAGUCGACAUCCUGACAAGUGGAUAGUUCCUGGAGGGGGAAUGGAGCCUGAGGAGGAGCCCAGUGUUGCUGCAGCUCGAGAAGUGUGUGAAGAGGCCGGUGUGAAGGGGACUUUAGGGCGCUUAGUUGGAGUAUUUGAGAACCAGGAGAGGAAACACAGAACCUACGUCUACGUUCUUAUUGUAACGGAGCUGCUGGAGGACUGGGAGGACUCGGUCAACAUUGGGAGACAAAGGGAAUGGUUUAAAAUAGACGAUGCCAUACGAGUGUUGCAGUGUCACAAGCCCGUGCAGGCCACCUACUUCGAGGCUCUCCAGGAGAGUUGCCUGACCAGUAAUGGAACACCUUUGGUGACCACGAUAGGUGGGGACCUCUCCCCUACCUACAGCAUCAAUCAGAGCUCUGUCUCGGGUAUCAGAUAACUAAAACCCUAACUGACAUCUCCGGGAGCUUUCGCCACCACUUGCGCUCUUACUUGUGUCAUCUCUCUUCUCCUCUGUUCUUUUCUCUUCUGUCUCAAUAACAUGGUUUGCCUUGCCAACUCAUUUGUGCCAGAACUGCGGCACAGACUUGAUGACAAGUGUUGGGUGAAUAGUCUGAAACACUUUGUAAAUGUAAAUGUAAUUUUUGAACCCCUGUUUUUUUUUUUUCUUCUUCUUUUUACUGACCACUGCAUGAAAUGUCCCCUCACUCUCUUUCCUUAACUCGCCCUUAGCGUGGUGUUUAUUGAAUGCAAGAACUACUUUUUACUGUUGUAAUGUAAAAGUGUAUACUUAGUGCUUAAGCUGAAGGCUUUUGGUGGUCUUUUUUAAAGUCUCCUCUAUUUUUCAGUUAUUUCUCUGUGAAUGAAUGUGCCCAUUAGUGUACUCCCUCCCCAUGUUCAUAAGGAUAGGAAAUGUUGUCUGUAUCUGAAUGAACAGAAUUGUGGGAAGAGACUUGUCUUGCAUGAGCACUGUUAUGUUGUGUCUCGCUCGCUUGAGUGACCUGAUGCUGACUGUAACAGACUUGUGGUAAGGUCUUUUGAAAUCUCUUCAUUUUGCUCCUUAUCGUGGUUAUUGAUGUCUCUUAUUGGAAGAAUACGGCCCCUCGCUAGUCUUUCAGUGUCAAGUGUGUUUCUCUCUUAUUUGGGAAGCUAGCCAAGCACUACAGGUUUUACUCUCAAACAGAGCAUAUAUACUGUAACGAGAGUGAAAGAAUGUCAACAUACAAUGUCAAAUGAACCACCUUUCUCCUCAGUGUCUUUACCUCCUUUUAAGCCCGUUUGUUUUCUUUUUAAAUUGCUUUCUUGUGACUGACUACGAAGUCUUCCUCCACAUACUGAGAGGAGGAGGAGGAGGAGGAGGAGGAGGAGUAGGUUUAAAAAUCAUGGAUUUGUCAUUUCAAAAUGCAGCACAUAUCACUUAAGUUAUUAAAACCCAUUUCCAUAUUUUACUCCUCACAUUCAGUUUGGUUAAAAGCAAUUGUUUACACUGUGCUCGUGACGGCACAGGUGACUUUAGUGAGCACUCAUUAUGGUCAUGAUUUUUCUUUUUUCCCCCCCUCCUAUCCUUUAGUAUUUAAUCUGCAUCCCCCCCCCCGCCCCCCCCCCCCCCCCCAAAAAAAAACACCUGCUUGACAUCGAAAGUAAUUAAAUCUAUAAUGCUGAUGCAGAACAAACAAGCCUUGUACAGUUUGAGACCUCGUUUUUAACAUGUAAAAUGCUUUUGGAUACUAGUUUUUGUUUUUCUCUCUAACGUCUGGCAAAAGUCUCUUUAGCCGAGCUGCGUCGCUUGGCCUCGAUGUGGCGUGAGGCAGCUGGCUCAAUACUGUGAAACUGGAGGAGCUGUAGAUAGCAUGUUAGAGGUUUUUAUUGUAAAUUGUUUAUUUCUGUAUAGAUCAAAGGUGAGAGUACAAAUGACAAAACACCUCUUACACAUCUGUGAGUCCGAGACGUCGUUUCAACUGAGGCUGGAAGUACUGAUGGAACUUAUGGCGUUGGCUUUGGAGCUGACUUUUCUCUUGAGAUAGCUUAGAGUACAUCUGAGGCUGAAGAACAAGGAAUGUGGUUUUUGGUGAGAAUAAAGAGCCUAUUUAUAAUCCAAUAUUCUCAAAAUCCUUUUUUUUUUUUUUCUACAACAAAUUUGAAUAACUAGUAAGGCUUUAGUCUGAGUUUACAAACCACUACUUAGUUUAGAAAUAAAGCAGACCUGCAGCUGUUCCACUUAUCCCCAGUGUCUUUUCUCAUAGAGGGUUUAUUUAAUUGGACUUUAACAUGAUGCUUUGGUCUUCUGUCCACAUUUAAAUGUGAGUAACCAGGUUAGCCAGAUGCUACAUGUGUCUGCGCUCUCGUGUUAGGCAGGUACCGCACAAUUGGUUUUUAUAAGCUUUUUGUUUUAUGGUAUGAGAGUGAACUAAAACAUCAAAGUUGUGAACCAUAAAAUCAAAAACAAAGGCUGAAGGAUGGUUAAUCGUUCUGUGAAGCUGAGGGGGAACUGUUUUCGCUUGAUCGACCGCUUUCAUAACGGGAACCACUGUUAAUAUAGAAACAUUGAUUAUACCAGCAGAGGAAAGUUUAUGGAUCAUAACUUUAACUUCUCUGUAUUAAAAUGACUCAAUGAGUACAUUGUCAGCACUCAAAAAAAAUACAGCUCUGAUUUAUGUUUUGAUCAUGAGCCCAUUGCUAAGACUCAUGGGAGCUGUAGUUUUUCCAAACUACAAAAAUAAGUGAACUGGUUUAAUCUUGGUUGAAAAAUAACUUUAUUGAUCCCUGAAGGGGAAACUCAAUUUAAAUAAGUUCCAAUUGUACUUUCCACUACAGUAGCAGCAACACAGUUAACACUGAAUAUGGGCAGAAAACUCCAGUAUCAUGAUUCAGCUGUCCAGAGACUGAAAAGAAUCCUUCAUGAGAAAUAACAAUUAGAAGCGAACGCUAGUGGCUCUAAAGUUAACUUGGAAAAGAAGCGGAACGUCUCUCGACAGUGACGGCAGUGGCAGUGGCGGACGUCCAUUUAUUCAUGGCCUUUUCUCCCAGUAGCACAACCCUGCCAGCAGAGCGAGCUUCAGACUACUUUUAUGAUCCCUGAAGGAGAAAUGUUUUUGUUUCUUCUGAAUUACAGUACAUGUGGAAAGAGUCUAAAGUGUCCAUCACGACUGAGUUUAUUGCUGUGUAUCAGAAAGGUGUGGUGGCCAAAGUCUUGCUUUAUGCCCUACCUGGCACUUCAUCAGAGAGUUCCUGUUUAUCUUAGUCUUCAUUGAAAUGUGCAAACGGAUGUUAAGGGGAUAAACCUGUAUAUGGCUUUCUUUUUUUUUUUAAUCUAAAACUGAGUGAUUUGGCAAUUUAAUUCACUGUUGGUGGUUGGAUGCGGGUGACAGGUACUGUCAAAAUGAAUGUGAGGAGGAUUUCCACAAGUAACAGCCAGUGACUUAAUUAUUAAUGACCACUUGUUCUUGAUCCAUAUAUAUAUAUAUAUAUAUAUAUAUAUAUAUUUUUUUUUUUCAGUUUGUUCUUUAAUCUGUUGUGUUAUUGACAAGCAAAUAUCUUGUAUAUAGUUAACACAGCACAGAUACAGCCAGACGAUGCACUUUGGUCAAUAAGGAUUUUUUUUUUUAACAACUCCCUUUUUACUCAAAAUUCAAGCACUUCCUGUCAUAAGUAAUGUGAUCUGGGCUGGAGGUCAUGAAGUACAUGUCUCCAUAUAAGCACGUUGGAGUUAAAGGUAUCUAACAAUCCUCCCUGGAGAUUUCUAUCACAAUUGGCUCUUUAUUAUGACAUUGAAGCUUCUGAACUUUGGGGGGGAAAAAACAAGACUGAAUUAUUAAAGAGAACAAUUACAUCUUCAGUUAAAGUCACUUCCUUUUUCAUUUAGCAAAGGGGACAGUUAAAACAGGUAUUGCCCCAUCUUGUGACCAAUUCAAAAGAAAUAUUAAAAGCACAUCACUUUGCAGCUGAGGAUUGUAACAUUCAGUUUCCUUUAGCACGGUCAGAUUGCUGUUUUCCGAACGACUAACUUUAAUUUGAAAUUGACGAACGCUGUUAAGAUUAGCACCAAAUAUUUGAAAUUGACAAAUUAAACACGCGUGCACCUGACCUCAGCCUUGAAGCCUACUCUUAAUUGUGUUUCAAGGUAUACGUGUCACUGGAAUUUCUUUUCCUCUCAUGUCAUUUGGGACUGUGGAAUAAAACCAGUGCGAGAAGACUGAAGAUUGUAAUAUAAAUGUGCCAACAAAUAAACACCAGUAUUUCACAUUCA
This is a messenger RNA of Cottoperca gobio, 4539 nucleotides long. RefSeq names its product nudix (nucleoside diphosphate linked moiety X)-type motif 3b (gene nudt3b). The coding region runs from base 196 to 732 and encodes 178 amino acids. Gene Ontology annotation, cellular component: cytoplasm; nucleus. The record is from RefSeq and is a predicted model, not a curated record. Lineage: Eukaryota; Metazoa; Chordata; Actinopteri; Perciformes; Bovichtidae. Gene Ontology annotation, biological process: adenosine 5'-(hexahydrogen pentaphosphate) catabolic process; diphosphoinositol polyphosphate metabolic process; diadenosine hexaphosphate catabolic process. The transcript is spliced from 5 exons. Gene Ontology annotation, molecular function: diphosphoinositol-polyphosphate diphosphatase activity; bis(5'-adenosyl)-pentaphosphatase activity; bis(5'-adenosyl)-hexaphosphatase activity.